Oryzias latipes (Japanese medaka) is the source of this 1502-nucleotide messenger RNA. The record is from RefSeq and is a predicted model, not a curated record. NCBI's taxonomy places the organism in Eukaryota, Metazoa, Chordata, Actinopteri, Beloniformes, Adrianichthyidae.
AAAUGCCUCAAAGACAAACCAACAAUUUCCCCGUGCUGUAAGAAACUUAACGGGGACUGUCUGCUGCACAAGCUUUUGUAUUAAACCCUUUAAUGUUAAAGAUUGUUCGAACGGAAAAAAUUGCGGGUCAGUGCCUUCAUGGAGAAACCUUUGCUUCCCAGAGAGUCCGGACAGUUUGUAGCAGGCCGCAGUCGAGAUGUGUUUGUGGAAGGAUCAGGAGUGCAGAAGGUGGCAGAGAUGCUCUACCAUCUCAGAAACAGCGAUGAUCUUUCUGCCAAUGGCUGGAAGAAGGCAAAUCCAUUGGCCCCAGCACCUACUUCUGACCAGGUGGCGAAUUGGGUUUUUGUGGUAGACACUAUGAACUUCUCCUUUUGGCCAGAAAAGGAAACCCAGCAGUGCGAGGUGACUUACAAAAGUGUGACUUACACAGGCUACAUGACCCUCUGCGCUUCUAUCACCAGGGCCAUGGAAGAAGGUAUACCCAUUACUGAUCCCAUGUACUUUUCUCAGAUGAGUUUGAAGGAGCUGGCUCAUGUUCUUCGAUCAGACAAUGAGACAGACAUGCCGAUGCUUCAAGAGCGCCACGAGGCGCUGACUGAAGGUGGUUGCGUUCUGCUGGAACAUGGUGGAAGUUUCCAGAGUUUUAUAAACCAAGCUGGAAAUGAUGCACAGAAGAUGGUGGAGCUCAUUGUGGAGAAGAUCCCAUCCUACAGGGAUGAAGCUACAUAUGAGGGCAAAAGAAUUGCUUUCUAUAAGCGAGCCCAGAUCCUGGUGGCAGAUUACUGGGCUGUCAUGGAGGCAAAAGGACAGACUGGGAUUAUUAACAUGAACUGGCUCACCAUGUUUGCAGACUACAGGGUCCCUCAGGCCCUUGUUUAUCUAGGAGUUCUACGGUACUCAGACUCACUGAUGCAAACACUGAAGAACGGUGAGCUGCUGUGCUCUGGAGACCGGAGAGAAGUUGAGAUCCGAGGCUGUUCCAUUUGGUGCGUGGAGCUGAUUAAAGACCGACUUAGCCAGUUAGUGCAGGAGAGAGACGGGCAGACCUGCAGCAUAAACUCUGCAAUCAUUGACUUUUACUUGUGGCCAUUUGCCAAGCAGCACCAUAAAGAGAUGGCCCACAUUCCCAUACACCACACACGCUGCAUUUACUAUUGAUGACCUGACCGGCUGCCGUACCAACAGUGGGCUAAGCCUUCCAGCUUCCAGCUUUGACACUGAUGAGCAUUAUCUGGAAACAAGUGGAGCAUCUCUGUGCCAGCUAUACAUACAAACAGGCUUCCCUGUUUGCAAUGGAAAAGAUGUUAGGGCAUAAUGCCCACGACAGUUUACAUUUAAAUGGGAUUCUCAUUGUUUAUAUGGAAAACUGAAAUAAAUCAAUAACUACUGCAAUUUCCAUCCCACUAUUUGCCCAUCCAGAGAACAGUUUUCUACCCGCAUUCAUUCUACUUUAAGACCCAUGAUUGAGUUUCUAUACCAUAAAUAAAGAUGUUUUUCAUUCA